UCCAUCUCCGGACUAGCUGCAGCCGAGGAGGAGGCUAUUGGCCGCCGAGGUUUACCUGAUCGAGAGGCUCCGUUUCCCGGGCGGCUGGAUUGGCCUCUCCCCCCUCCCCCAGCUCUGGAUCCUCCGCAUCUCCCAUGGAACCUCUACCCACACAGGGACAGACGCUGAGGCACUACACCGCCCUCAGACCGCGACCACGGCGCACACGCACACAGCCCCCCUCAUCCAGGCCCCAGGAGCUAAAGGCAGAGGCGGAGAAUGAGGCCAGUGAGGGCAUGGGCAGAGUGGAUGAGGGAGUUGAAGAGUUCUUUACUAAGAAAAUAAUUCCAGACUAUGCACUAAAAGGCCGGUGGGAGGAGUCAAACCCUGCCCAAGCCACUCCCUCAGAGUCCAGCUUCACCUCUUUAGCCCCAUUACCCCUUUCCCCCUCCUCAGACAGUGUCCCCCCCUGCCCCGAGAGUACCACGGUGUCCUCUGCCCCCGACCCGUCCACUGACACGCAGUCUAGAGCCCGAGCUGGCAAGAAUGCCAAAGCUGCUGGGGGGGAGGGAGGUGGGGAGUCAGUGAAGGUCAAAAGGACCUCCAUCGCUGACCUGAUUCGGCCCCUGCGUGAGGCUAAAGACAGGGAGAGAGAAAGGUACAAGGAGAGAGGGGCCAAGUCAGUGGACGAUGUUAACGUUUGUAAUGAUGCCGCCAUCACAGAAGGAAGUGCUGCCGUGGGGAUGCGUCUAGCAGGCGAAGGGAUGGAUGUGCUGAUGCCUGUCAAGACAUUGACCAUUACAACACCAUCCAAUGAGAGCGCCCCCACCCACCCCACGACCCCCGUCCCCUCUGCUUCCACACACAUGGACCACACAGAAUCAACAGGCAGUCAGCCUGACCAUCCCCCUGAGGUCAGACCUGAGGGCACAGAGCAGGGGGACACCAAAACCUCAGUGGAGAGGGCACUUAGGACCAAGCGGUCUCUGCGAGAGGGCAAGAGCCAGAGUCUGAUCCUGCUGACUGGGGAUGAGGACAGAGCACACAAAAAGAAAAAUUCACAGGAAAGCACCAAUAGUUUUGAACAACGGCUUCAGGUGAUGCUACACAGAAUAAGUGUUGGAAGAAGCCCACCCCCAGACACUAAGAUGAACCAGAAUAAAGAAGAUGAGCUAAGAAAGGCUAACUCUGAAGGUGCAAUUUUGGACAAACCUGAUAGCCCCUCUUAUGUUAAGCCAAGAACUAUGUCCACCUCAGCAGCUGAGCGAAGAGAUCCUAAGAAAGCCCCUGACCCUGUGAGACCUUUGCUCCAUCCCAAACCACCUGUCCCAGAGCGCCCCCUGUUGCCCAAACCUCCUGUGAGUGCGAAGCCCAUUCUGCAAGUCCCAGCUACAGGAGGCACAGGCAAAAUCAGAUCCCUCUCUGAAGAUGGCAAAGCAGUGGACACUCCAGCACAGAUUGAAAACCAGGAGAGCACCAAGGGGCCACCUCCAGCCACACUUCCCAAGACAGAGCUGUGUUCUCCAGCUCUACGAAAGAUUCCCAGCACAGUGGACCGCUCUGAAAAAGCACAGUCUAUAACUGAUGGAAGUCUGCCUCAGCCAAGGCCACAUUUAAAGCCGCCUACCCAACGCAGAGCAGUGUCUGUCCAUGAGGAUACACUGGCUAUGACACAAGAGCUUAAGGCAGUACUUCAAAGGUCACCAAUUCGUUUAUGUGGCAACAAAGGAGAGCUCCCCACCUGCAUUGAAGACAGCACAGCUGGAGAAGAAGCCCAAAGCCCACAAGAUGAGGCAGAAAAGCAGGAAUGUGAAAGACAACAAACCGGUGUUGGAGCUAAGCCCAAAUUUCAAGAAAAAGAAGACUCAAGUUGUGUGUCCUCUGCAACUCAGGGCCAAAAAGAGAAAUCCAAACUGCCGCACACACCGGUUAGCCCUCCACCACAAGACAAGAGCCCUACCCCUGCACUAUCGAAGACUGCUGAAAAACUGCAAAAAUCUCCACAUUCGCAAGAAAAACUCUCAAUCUUAGCUUCAUCUGAAAUCUCAAAAGGUGCUCAUGUAUCUCCAACAUCGGAUGCAAAGAAGAGUCCCAGCAUGCCUAUAGGAGAACGAGAAAGACAGGCUGAGGAUGUUUCAAAACAGCAUACAUCAAAUUCAGCUUCUGGUCUUUGAGUGUAAGUGAAGAACAGAAAGACUCAAGAUGCGCUGUGGUACCAUGCAUGACCACAGGGAGGCGUCACAGGGUCCAACUUACAGUAAGUCCUCCCUGGCCACUGUGUCUUGCUGAAGUGUCCUUAAAUCGGCACUAAAAUCAUGCAGGUUGGAAAGGGAUAGAUGUUGCAAUGUUCUCUCAGAAAGUCUCAGGAUUAAAUAUAAGCAUAGUCUGAAAGGUGAUACGAAAUGGGGGAAACUCCGUAUUCUAAUAUACAAGCCUGACUUUGGGGCAGCGGUCAGGCCAUCAACUGACUUCCACUUUCUUGUUGGUCAAUAUCAGAGAGUUACAAUACCACUAUAUUUUAAGACAACUUAUUUAUAUAACUGUAUGUGUGCAUCACUGACUGCAAAAAGGACUAGAACAAUAACGCACUUAGCAAGUUCUGUGUGAAUUAUUUCUCUGAUUUAAUCCUGUGCAUUUUAUGUCUGUGCCGUUAGCAGCUAGCAGUGUUUCCCCUUGGCCUUAUUUAAUACUUGAUUUGGAUUUAUAGAUUGGGUGAUCAUUCAUAUUUACGGAAUAAUAUAAAAAUUACAUAUUUUAAUCCAAUCUCUUAAUAACAAACAUUUUGGUAUUCAUGCAAUAUAAUAUCCUAUUAUUUAUACAUGAAGCUCCCAAUACAGUUGAAAAUUUUAUAUCUGCUUGGCGUCACCCUAUUUAUGCUUGAUUUCAACGUUGGGAAUGUGAAAACUACUAGAUGCUACAAUUUUUAAGUACUGUAUUUCGAACCUCAAUUUUAUAU
This is a messenger RNA of Boleophthalmus pectinirostris (great blue-spotted mudskipper), 2935 nucleotides long. It is a transcript of the gene carmil2, whose product is annotated as capping protein regulator and myosin 1 linker 2. The transcript has 12 exons. Bases 135 to 2153 code for a protein of 672 amino acids. The record is from RefSeq and is a predicted model, not a curated record. NCBI's taxonomy places the organism in Eukaryota, Metazoa, Chordata, Actinopteri, Gobiiformes, Gobiidae.